AUGUCGUCAACCGCAACACCGGAGCACGAUGAUGUGAUGCAUACAUUCGCAUCACUGAACACAUUAAUGUGGACCGCAGAAGAAGAGAAGAAGCUCGUCCGAAAAAUUGACCUCUUUCUGAUGCCAACGAUAUGGCUGAUGUAUCUUCUGUCAUACAUGGAUCGUACCAAUAUCGGCAACGCUAAGGUGGCAGGCAUGUCCGACGAUCUGCACCUUUCUAGCAAUCAGUACAGUACUGCAUUGGUAGUGUUCUUCGUCGGCUACGUCGUCUUCGAAGCGCCCAGUAACAUGCUCUUGGUCAGAAUGAGGCCCUCGGUGUAUCUUCCCACUAUCAUGUCGAUCUGGGGUGUUCUCACGUGUUGCAUGGCUGCUAUCAAGUCUUAUCACCAGCUAGUAGUCCUUCGACUGCUUGUCGGUGUAUUUGAAGCCGGCUUUGCACCAGGAAUCCUGCUCAUGAUAUCGUCUUGGUAUCCUCGGAACCAGCAGUCUGCCCGCUUCUCGAUUUAUAUCUCAGCUGCGAUUUUAUCAGGUGCCUUCGGUGGUCUUUUGGCGGGAGCCAUCACAGGUGGAUUGGAAGGUGCACAUGGCAUUCGAGGCUGGAGGUGGCUGUUCAUCGUGGAAGGAGUGGCCACAGUUGGUUGGGCCGCUUGCGCUAGCUUCAUCCUUCUGGACUUUCCGGCAACGACAAGGAGCCUUACUGACAGGGAACGGAUGAUAACCCUGGCCAGGCUCCAGCGAUCUGACGUCAAAGUGCUAACCGAGGACAAGCCAAAGGUAGGAAAGCGACAGAGCUUUUUCGUUGCAUGGCGAGAUCGGAGAGUAUGGGGCUUCGUGGCAGGAUACAUGGUCAUUGUCGGAAGCUCCACUCUGUCGUACUUCUAUCCAACCCUGGUCAAGGGACUGGGCUACACUGAUAGUGUCGAAGCACAGUACAUGACAGUCCCGAUAUAUGUGGUGGCAUUCGUUUGCACUGCUUUCUCCGGAUUGUUUUGUGAUAGGAUUCCAGAAUGGCGCGGUUUGGUCAUCGCAGGCUGGCUCUCGUUAUCGUUGGUGACAGCGAUUGUGGUCUGCGUUGUGUAUGAUUUUACAACCCGCUAUGCCAUGCUUGUAAUCAUGGCCGCAGGGCUGUGGGCGUCUAAUGCGCUCGCACUGUCUUUCGCAUCAUCGACCUUUGGCUCCAUGGACGCUGAAGUCAGAGCCAUUGCCUUGGCCACAGUCAAUGCCUUUGGCAACCUGGCUCAAAUAUACGGAAGCUGGUUAUUCCCUUCAGACGAUGCGCCCAAGUAUCUGUUGGGAUUCGGCGUCAUCUCGGGGAUGCUCGGUGUCGGCGUUCUGACAUACGUGCUCCUACACAUUCUGUUGAGCCGUCGUAAUACGGGAAUGCCAUCCUGA
Lithohypha guttulata is the source of this 1392-nucleotide messenger RNA. RefSeq lists its product as uncharacterized. The transcript has 3 exons. NCBI's taxonomy places the organism in Eukaryota, Fungi, Ascomycota, Eurotiomycetes, Chaetothyriales, Trichomeriaceae. The record is from RefSeq and is a predicted model, not a curated record. Gene Ontology annotation, cellular component: membrane. Gene Ontology annotation, molecular function: transmembrane transporter activity. The coding region runs from base 1 to 1392 and encodes 463 amino acids. Gene Ontology annotation, biological process: transmembrane transport.